AUGCUGCCUAACGGCCAAGGGGGCGGCUUCCGGCCCCCGCCACAUCCACCUGGGGGGCUCGGUGGCCCCCACGGGCCUCCGCCAGGGAUGCCACACCCGCCGGUGUCCCACAUGCGGCAGGGCCUUCCGGUGCCGCCGCCGCCAGGCUUUCCGGUAGGCGUGCCUGGGGCUCUUGGCCCGCCGUCUUCGCCCCCGCCGCACGCCGCGGGCCUGUUCGCCCCGCCUCACCAGCAAUGCCCGCCGCCGGCCGGCGCGCCUGGGCAUUCGCAGCGCCUGCCGCCUGGCGGUGCGAUGUUCAUGCCUCCACCUGGCUUUGCGGGCUUUUCGCAGCCGAAUGCGCGGAGCCCACACCCGCACAACAUGAGCCCGCCGCACGCGCAGGCGCAUCCGGGGCGUGGCAGGCCGCACGGCUCGGGUCCGAGGGCCCACGGGGUGUCUCCGUCGGGAGCGGUGGGCGGUCCGGGGGGCGGGCCUUCGCACCCGAACGGCGCAGGAAAGCCGUUCUACGGCGCAGAUCUUCGCAAGCUGGACGCGUCUGGCCCGGGCUCCUUUGGAGGAGCGCCCUCCGGAGGGUCAGCUGGCAAGGCAGGGCAGUUCUCUAGAAAAGGCGAGAACGGCUACAGCCACCACGGUCUGCCGGGCGCGAACCCGCCGGCUGUGUUUUCGCGCUAUCCGCCGCCGCUCCCGGGGCUGCAGCCGACGACGAGCCAAGCGCCUGGCGCGGGCGCGGGCGGCGGCGCGCCGCGGGAGGCGCGGCCGAAGGUGAAGUCGGCGGAGGAACUCUUGGCGGAGAAGGCGCGCAAGUGGCAGCAGUUGAACACGAAGCGCUACGGCGAGAAGUCGAAGCUAGUGGGGGGGGGCCACGACACGACCAAAGAGGAGAUGCCUCCGGAACAUCUGCGGAAGCUGAUCAAAGAUCACGGAGACAUGACUAGCAAGAAGUUCCGCCACGACAAACGCGUGUACCUGGGCGCGCUCAAGUACGUGCCGCAUGCAGUCUACAAGUUGCUGGAGAACAUGCCGAUGCCUUGGGAGCAGGUGCGCAACGUCGCGGUUCUGUACCACAUCACUGGCGCCAUCACCUUCGUGAACGAGAUUCCCUGGGUCGUCGAGCCGAUCUACCUCGCGCAGUGGGGCACGAUGUGGAUCAUGAUGCGCCGCGAGAAGCGCGACCGCCGGCACUUCAAGCGCAUGCGCUUCCCGCCCUUUGACGACGAAGAGCCGCCGCUGGACUACGGCGACAACGUCCUCGACGUCGAGCCGCUGGAGGCUAUCCAGAUGCAGCUCGACGAAGAAGAGGACGCGCCUGUGAUGGACUGGCUGUAUGACUCCAAGCCGCUGCAGCAUGACAAGCGCUACAUCUCAGGGCCCUCGUAUCGCCAGUGGCGACUGGAGAUCAGGCAGCUGAGUGUGUUGUACCGCCUGGCAAACCAGCUCGUGUCUGACCUGCAGGACAAGAACUACUUCUACCUCUUCAACCUGGAGAGCUUCUACACUGCUAAGGCGCUGAACAUGGCGAUUCCCGGCGGUCCCAAGUUCGAGCCGCUCUUCAGAGACCUGCACGAAGAAGACGAAGACUGGAACGAGUUCAACGACAUCAACAAAAUCAUCAUUCGCCAGCAAAUCCGAACCGAAUACAAGAUCGCCUUCCCGUACCUCUACAACAACCGCCCGCGAAAAGUCGCCGUGGCCGUGUACAGAGAACCCACCUGUUCCUUCGUCAAACCCGAAGACCCCGAGCUGCCUGCUUUCUACUACGAUGCUAUCGUUAAUCCUCUCCCCGCCUACAAAAGCGGUUCCUCCACUACUGCGCAGCAAGAUAUGUCGAUGUUUGACGACUUUGUGCUCCCGCGGGAGAUCCAGCCACUGCUCCAGGACGCGCCGCUGUCGACAGACACCACGGUCGACGGCAUCAUGUUGUACUGGGCCUGCCGCCCGUUCAACCUACGCUCGGGACGCACGCGGCGCAGCAUCGACGUGCCUCUCGUGCAGUCUUGGUAUCGCGAGCACGUCCCGACGAACUACCCGGUGAAGGUGCGCGUCUCGUAUCAGAAGCUGCUCAAGUGCUGGGUGUUGAAUCACUUGCACCAGCGGCCGCCCAAGUCGCUCAAGAAGCGCUACCUCUUCCGCGUCUUCAAGGGAACCAAGUUCUUCCAGUGCACCGAGCUGGACUGGGUCGAGGUCGGUCUGCAGGUCGCCCGCCAGGGCUACAACAUGCUCAAUUUGCUCAUCCACCGCAAGAAUCUAAACUACCUCCACCUCGACUACAACUUCAACCUGAAACCGGUGAAAACACUGACGACCAAGGAACGCAAAAAGAGUAGAUUCGGAAACGCCUUCCACCUGUGCAGAGAAAUCCUCCGCCUCACCAAACUCGUUGUCGACUCCCACGUACAGUAUCGUCUGGGGAACGUGGACGCGUUUCAGUUGGCGGACGGUCUGCAGUACACGUUUGCGCACGUGGGUCAGCUGACGGGCAUGUAUCGCUACAAGUACCGUCUGAUGCGGCAGGUUCGCAUGUGCAAGGAUUUGAAGCACCUGGUGUAUUACCGCUUCAACACCGGCCCUGUCGGGAAGGGCCCCGGGUGCGGCUUCUGGGCGCCAGUGUGGCGCGUGUGGCUGUUUUUCCUGCGCGGUGUUUUGCCGCUGCUGGAGCGCUGGCUGGGCAACUUGCUGGCGCGUCAGUUCGAGGGACGCGUCUCGAAGGGCGUUGCGAAGACAGUCACCAAGCAGCGCGUCGAGAGUCACUUCGAUCUGGAGCUCCGCGCCGCCGUCAUGCAUGACAUUCUGGAUACGAUGCCGGAGGGCGUCAAGGCAAACAAGGCGCGCACGAUUCUGCAGCACCUUAGCGAGGCCUGGCGCUGCUGGAAGGCGAACAUCCCCUGGAAGGUCCCAGGGCUCCCGGCGCCAGUCGAGAACAUGAUUUUGCGCUACGUCAAGAUGAAGGCAGACUGGUGGACGAACGCCGCGUACUACAACCGCGAGCGCAUCCGCAGAGGCGCGACGGUCGAUAAAACAGUCUGCAAGAAGAACUUGGGGCGCCUCACGCGGCUGUGGCUGAAAGCUGAGCAGGAGCGCCAGCACGCGUACCUGAAAGACGGCCCCUACAUCACUGGUGAAGAGGCCGUCGCCAUCUACACGACCGCAGUCCACUGGCUAGAGAGCAGGAAGUUCACGCACAUUCCCUUCCCGCCGCUGAACUAUAAGCACGACACGAAGCUGCUCAUCCUCGCGCUCGAGCGGCUGAAAGAGCUGUACUCGGUCAAGUCAAGGCUGAACCAGCUGCAGCGCGAAGAGCUCGGCUUGAUUGAGCAGGCCUACGACAACCCGCACGAGGCGCUCUCGCGCAUCAAGCGCCAUUUGCUCACGCAGCGCGCGUUCAAGGAACUUACGCUCGAGUUCAUGGACCUUUACAGCCACCUCGUCCCGAUUUACGAAGUGGAUCCACUCGAGAAAAUCACCGACGCCUACCUUGACCAGUACCUCUGGUACGAGGCCGACUCACGACACCUCUUCCCCAACUGGGUGAAACCCGCAGACUCCGAACCGCCGCCCCUCCUCGUCUACAAAUUCUGCCAAGGCAUCAACAACCUCACAGACGUCUGGAAGACCAGCGACGGAGAAGCCGUUGUCCUUCUCGAAACUAAAUACGAAAAGGUGUACGAGAAGAUCGACUUGACGUUGCUGAAUCGUCUGCUGCGUCUCAUCGUGGAUCACAACAUCGCGGACUACAUCACAGCGAAGAACAACGUGAACAUCAGCUUCAAAGACAUGAACCACAUCAACUCGUUCGGGUUGAUUCGCGGGCUCCAAUUCGCCUCCUUCGUCUUCCAGUACUACGGCCUGAUUCUCGAUCUUCUGGUGCUUGGUCUCACGCGCGCCACUGAGCUGGCAGGGCCGCCGAACUUGCCAAACGACUUCCUCACCUUCACGGACGUGGAGACCGAAACCCGCCACCCGAUUCGCCUUUUCUGCCGCUACAUCGAUCGCUUCUGGAUCGUCUUCCGCUUUGAAAAGGAGGAAGCUCGCGACCUCGUCCAGCGCUACCUGACUGAAAACCCUGACCCCAACAACGAAAACAUCGUUGGCUACAACAACAAGAGCUGCUGGCCGCGAGACUGCCGCAUGCGAAGGAUGAAGCACGACGUUAACCUGGGUCGCGCGGUCUUCUGGGAGAUCGAGAAUCGUUUGCCGCGCAGUGUCUGCACGUUGGAGUGGAGCAACUCGUUUGCGUCGGUGUACUCGAAGGACAACCCAAACUUGCUGUUUGCGAUGUGCGGCUUCGAAGUGCGUAUUCUGCCCAAGAUCCGCACGUAUACCGAGGAAUUUUCUCAGCGCGAGGGCGUGUGGAAGCUGCAGAACGAAGUGACGAAGGAGAUGGCCGCGCAGGCGUUCCUGAAGGUUGGUGACGAGGGCAUGAAGCGCUUCGAAAACCGCGUGCGACAGAUCCUUAUGGCGAGUGGCGCGACGACGUUCACCAAGAUCGCAAACAAAUGGAACACGACGCUGAUCUCACUCAUGACCUACUUCCGCGAAGCGGUCAUCCACACUGAGGCGCUGCUCGACUUGCUAGUCAAGUGCGAAAACAAGAUUCAGACUCGUAUCAAGAUCGGCCUGAACUCAAAAAUGCCUUCCCGUUUCCCCCCCGUCGUGUUCUACACCCCUAAAGAACUCGGCGGCCUCGGCAUGCUCUCCAUGGGACACAUCCUCAUUCCGCAGAGCGACCUCCGCUACUCAAAGCAAACCGAAACAGGCAUCACGCACUUCCGCAGCGGCAUGAGUCACGAGGAAGACCAGCUCAUCCCCAACUUGUAUCGAUAUAUCCAGACCUGGGAGUCGGAGUUCAUUGAGUCGCAACGCGUGUGGGCGGAGUAUGCGUUGAAGCGCAGCGAAGCGGCUGCGCAGAAUCGGCGCUUGACGCUGGAGGAUCUCGAGGACUCGUGGGAUCGCGGUAUUCCGCGCAUCAACACGCUGUUCCAGAAGGACAGACACACACUCGCUUACGACAAAGGCUGGCGCGUGCGGCAGGACUUCAAGCAGUAUCAGCAGAUGAAGGCGCACCCCUUUUGGUGGACUCACCAACGCCACGACGGCAAGCUGUGGAACUUGAACAACUACCGCACAGAUAUGAUUCAGGCGCUCGGAGGUGUCGAAGGCAUUCUUGAGCACACGCUCUUCAAAGGCACCUAUUUUCCCACGUGGGAAGGUCUCUUUUGGGAAAAAGCUUCAGGUUUCGAAGAGAGCAUGAAGUACAAGAAGCUUACCAACGCCCAGCGUUCGGGUCUGAAUCAGAUUCCGAAUCGUCGCUUCACUCUCUGGUGGUCACCCACGAUCAACAGAGCGAAUGUGUAUGUCGGUUUCCAGGUCCAACUGGAUUUGACUGGUAUCUUCAUGCACGGCAAGAUCCCGACGCUGAAGAUUUCGCUGAUUCAAAUUAUGCGAGCGCACUUGUGGCAGAAAGUCCACGAGUCAAUCGUCAUGGAUCUUUGCCAGGUGUUUGAUUUGGAGUUGGAUUCUCUGGAAAUUGAGAUGGUGCAGAAGGAGACGAUUCACCCGCGCAAGUCUUACAAGAUGAACUCGUCGUGUGCGGAUAUUCUUCUUUUCGCUGCAUACAAGUGGCAAGUUUCCAAGCCUUCUCUGUUGGCUGACGGAAAGGACGUUAUGGACGGCACCACCACCUCGAAGUACUGGCUCGACAUUCAGCUGCGUUGGGGCGACUUCGACAGCCACGAUAUUGAGCGAUACUGCCGCAGCAAGUUCCUCGACUACACGACAGACAACAUGUCCAUCUACCCCUCUCCGACCGGUGUGCUUAUGGGUGUCGACCUCGCCUACAACCUUCACUCUGGCUUCGGAAACUGGUUCCCAGGUCUGAAGCCUCUCAUGCAGCGCGCCAUGAACAAAAUCAUGAAGUCGAACCCGGCGCUGUACGUGCUGCGCGAGCGCAUCAGGAAGGGUCUGCAGCUGUACUCCUCGGAGCCGACGGAGCCUUACUUGACCUCGCAGAACUACGGCGAGCUGUUCAGCAACCAGACGAUUUGGUUCGUAGACGACACGAACGUGUACCGCGUCACAAUUCACAAGACGUUCGAAGGCAACUUGACCACCAAACCCGUCAACGGCGCGAUCUUCAUCUUCAACCCGCGAACGGGUCAGCUGUUCCUGAAGAUUAUUCACACGUCGGUGUGGGCGGGUCAGAAGCGUUUAACGCAGCUGGCCAAGUGGAAGACGGCCGAGGAAGUUGCUGCGUUGAUUCGUUCGCUGCCGGUUGAGGAGCAGCCGAAGCAGUUGAUUGCGACGCGCAAGGGCAUGUUGGAUCCUCUGGAGGUGCAUUUGUUGGAUUUCCCGAACAUUGUGAUCAAAGGCAGCGAGCUGAAUCUGCCGUUUCAGGCGAUCAUGAAGGUGGAGAAGUUCGGCGACAUGAUUCUGAAGGCCACGCAGCCCGAGAUGGUGCUGUUCAACAUGUACGAUGACUGGCUCAAGUCGAUCUCGUCCUACACGGCCUUCUCGCGCCUGCUGCUGCUUCUCCGCGCGAUGCAUGUGAACACGGAGAGCACCAAGGUGAUUCUGAAGCCGAACAAGACGACGGUCACGCAGAGUCACCACAUCUGGCCGAGUCUGACUGACGAGGAGUGGAUUCACGUCGAAGUCGCGCUGAAGGACUUGAUUCUCGCCGACUACGGCAAGAAGAACAACGUGAACGUCGCCUCGCUGACGCAGAGCGAAAUCCGGGACAUCAUUCUCGGAAUGGAGAUCUCGCCGCCGUCGAUUCAGCGCCAGCAGAUCGCCGAAAUCGAGACGCAGACGAAGGACAUCAGCCAGGUCACCGCGACGACGACGCGCAGCGUCAACGCACACGGCGACGAAAUCAUCGUCUCCACGCAGUCUCCGCACGAGCAGCAAGUCUUCAGCUCCAAGACCGACUGGCGCAUCCGCGCGAUCUCCGCGGCCUCGCUGCACCUGCGCACGCACCACAUCUACGUCAACUCGGACGACAUCAAGGAGUCGGGCUACACGUACGUUUUCCCGAAGAACCUGCUCAAAAAGUUCAUCUGCGUCGCAGACCUCCGCACGCAGAUCGCGGCCUACCUUUACGGCGUCUCGCCCCCCGACAACGAACACGUCAAGGAAGUCCGCGCCAUGGUCUUCGUGCCCCAGGUCGGGAGCCACCAGAGCGUCUCGCUGCCGCAGGCGCUGCCUGAGCACAGCUACUUGCAGGACCUCGAGCCGAUUGGCUGGAUUCACACGCAGCCGAACGAAAACCCGCAGCUCUCCCCGCAGGACGUCACCGCCCACGCCAAGAUCCUCAACGAAAACAAGGCCUGGGACGCCGCCACCACCGUCAUCAUCACCUGCUCCUUCACGCCGGGCAGCUGCUCGCUCACCGCCUACAAACUCACGCCCCAGGGCUACCAAUGGGGCAAAUCCAACAAGGACAACGGCCCAAACCCCUCGGGAUACCUGCCGACGCACUACGAGAAGGUGCAAAUGCUGCUCAGCGACGUUUUCCUCGGCUUCUUCAUGGUCCCCGAAGGUGGCCUGUGGAACUACAACUUUAUGGGCGUCAAGCACUCGCCCUCGAUGAAGUACAACCUCGUGCUCGACGCACCGAAGGAAUUUUACCACGAGCAGCACAGACCCUCGCAUUACCUGCAGUUCACGCAGAUGGAGACGGCCACCGAGGCAGUGGGCGCAGAUCGCGAGGAUCUCUUCGCCUAG
Besnoitia besnoiti is the source of this 7719-nucleotide messenger RNA. RefSeq names its product pre-mRNA processing splicing factor PRP8. The transcript is spliced from 14 exons. Gene Ontology annotation, biological process: spliceosomal tri-snRNP complex assembly; mRNA splicing, via spliceosome. NCBI's taxonomy places the organism in Eukaryota, Apicomplexa, Conoidasida, Eucoccidiorida, Sarcocystidae. The record is from RefSeq and is a predicted model, not a curated record. Gene Ontology annotation, molecular function: U6 snRNA binding; U5 snRNA binding; U2 snRNA binding. Gene Ontology annotation, cellular component: catalytic step 2 spliceosome; U5 snRNP. Bases 1 to 7719 code for a protein of 2572 amino acids.